Ceratina calcarata is the source of this 3749-nucleotide messenger RNA. RefSeq lists its product as uncharacterized. Gene Ontology annotation, molecular function: olfactory receptor activity; odorant binding. Gene Ontology annotation, cellular component: plasma membrane. The coding region runs from base 75 to 3680 and encodes 1201 amino acids. The record is from RefSeq and is a predicted model, not a curated record. NCBI's taxonomy places the organism in Eukaryota, Metazoa, Arthropoda, Insecta, Hymenoptera, Apidae. Gene Ontology annotation, biological process: detection of chemical stimulus involved in sensory perception of smell; sensory perception of smell. The transcript has 17 exons.
UCGAUACGUCGUAGUAAUCUAUACUCGGAGAAAUUUUAACCGAACGUCAGCGCAACCGGUAUUAGUAAAGCGACAUGAGUUUCUUUGACUCCGACGAUAUGUCUAUCAACCUAGCGUCAAUAUAUAUGAAGCUCGUCGGAUUAUGGAUGUUCGCGAAUGGAGCCGAGCAACGCAUCAGGAAUAUCACGCUCAUUUACACCCUGCUUAUGUUGAUAAUCGCUGUCGUCGUGCUGGUGCAGGAUAUGUGCUAUUCAUGUGGCGAUUUCAGUGACUGCAUAUUCCUGGCUUGCACUGUCUUGUCUACGAUAGUACCAUUUAUCAAGAUAAUUGUCUUGUUCAUGCAUAGAGAAGAUUUCUUUCACUUGAUUUUGUACCUGGAACGAAUCUUCUUGCACGCGGAUUACGACGAUUAUGAGAAGAAAAUUGUAUUUAAUUGCAAACGACAGUGCACCGUUUUCAUUUGCCUCUUCACGCUUCUCGCUCAAUUGUGCGUAUUUUGUUAUAUCAUCAGACCAAUUAUCGCUAAUAUUAGUAGAAAUGAGACAGAGAAUAGAGUACUUCCAUUUAAUAUAUGGCUCGACUUACCGUUGACAGUGACACCGUAUUAUGAAAUAAUAUUUUGCAUUCAGACUUUGUCGGUGUUCCACGUCGGUAUAACUUUUUUUUGCUUCGACAACUGUCUGUGCAUUAUGAAUCUGCACGCAGCUAGCCAAUUCCGUAUACUUCAACACAGAUUAACCAGUAUGCCCGAUUUGAAAGAUGAGGGAAAACAGCGAACUGAAAAAUCGAGUUCCUCUAGUUACUCGGAUAAGUGUUACAUCCUAAUUAAAAAAUACGUGGGGCAACACCAAGCGCUUUUAGCAUAUUGCGAUAAAAUCGAAAAGGUGUUCACUGAAAUUAUCUUGGCUGAGCUGUUAACGUUCAGUCUGUUCAUCUGCCUCGACGGCUAUCAAGUACUAAUGCCCGACGCAAGUUUGACCACGCGUUUGAUCUUUAGCUUUCAUUUGACCUACUGCUUGUCCCAGCUGUUGAUGCUCACUUACAGCUGCGAUGGCAUAAUUCAAGAGAGCACGAACGUGCGUAGUGCACUGUACAACGGACCUUGGGUGGAUUUACCAGCCAGGACGAGCGGAAUGCAAUUUCGGAAGGACUUACUAUUUUUCAUUAUGAGAUCUAGCGUGGCCUCUUGUCUAACAGCUAAAGGAUUCGUCAUUGUGUCUCUCGAAACCUACACUAAGACCAUCGGCCUGUGGACAGCGAAAGAUCUCGCUGAAGAACGACUAAGGAAAGUUGUGACUGCUGGAACCCUGACCUGUACGAUUAUCUCAAUAAUCAUUGGAGGCAGAGACAUUUAUUUCACGUACAUUUACAAACCUACUGAUCUACCUUAUGUAGUCUCUAAUACUCUAACUCUCGUAAUGGCUAUGAUCAAAGUGUACAUAAUACUGAUGAAGAAAGUGAAAUUCUUAAAAAUGCUUACAUACGUGAAAGAGAAUUUCCUGAACGCUGAAUAUGAUAGUCACGAGGCGAAAAUUCUAAUUCACUGUAGAAAAGUUUGUGGUUUUUUCAUUUUCUGCGUCAGCCUAUUUGCAGUAUUCGUUUUUAUGGGAUACACGGUUACUCCAUUUAUUGUGAACGAUAAUACCACAGAAUGGAAGCUACCAUUUAAUUGUUGGGUGGAACUAACACCUACCACCUAUUACAUGCUGUUCGCUUCACAGGUAAUGAAUCUGUACGUAGUAGGAGUAUGCUAUUUCUGCUUCGAUAACAUUCUCUGCAUUAUGGCCAUAUACUUAUCUGGCCAGUUUCGCAUACUGCAAUACAGACUCGAAGUGUUGUGCGAUGCGAAACGCUACGUAAAUGAAGAAGAUCCGAAAGCAACAUGGUUAACGCACGUUGAAAACACUUAUGCAAAACUUAAAGAGUGCAUUGGACAACAUCAAGCACUGAUCAGCUUUUGCAAAAGACUAGAAGACGUCUACACGAUGAUCAUUCUCCUUCAAGUGCUGAUGUUCAGUCUCCUAAUUUGCCUGUUCGGCUAUCAGAUAUUUUUGGCUGAAACUGUUUCCGCAAGAAGAUCAAUUUUCAUUUUCCUCCUGGUCGGCUCGUUGUUCUUGUUGUUUAUGUUCACAUACAGUUGCGACUCUGUAAUACAGCGAAGUGGUGACGUAGCUAUAGGCGCGUAUUCAGCAAUGUGGACGAAUAUGCCAAUGAAUAGACCUGGGAAGAUGAUUAGAACUGAUUUGAUCAUGAUUAUUAACAGAUCGAGACGUGCUUGUUGUCUGACUGCGAACGGAUUUUUUCCUGUAUCAUUAGAAACGUAUACCUCGGUAAUAUAUCAUUUCUUCAUACUUUUAAACGAUUUUAAGUACGGCAAUGUCGUACUUCACGUUGAUGAAAAACAACGUAGAUUAAUAUUAAAUGUACGACGCGGAGUAGCUCGUUAUGAUUACUUCGACAAGUCGUUCUCCACCAUGAAGAACAGAGACAUCUCGGUAACCUGGACGAGCUACCUAAUGAAAGCCUGUGGUAUGUGGCUGGCGGCUGACAAAACCGAGGAACGAAACCGAAAAAUGGCAUUCAUGAUGGCCGGACAGAUGUUCUUCUUCGCUGGGUGCCUCGGAAUCAGGGAUCUUUACUUCAGAAGAGACAACUUCGACGAAAGCAUCUAUGUAGCUUGCAAUUUAUCAUACGUGUUUAUCGUCGUGUUCAAAAUCGGUGUUAUAUACCUGCAUAAAGGAAAGGUCCACGAUAUAAUUAAAUUGACGCAGAAGACUUUCUGGGACGUGAAUUAUACGGGCAAGGCGAAAUUAAUUUUCGAAGAUUGCAAGAAAAUAUGCGCGGCUCUCGUUAUCAGCCUCAACAUGUCGAUAAACGGAACUUGCAUGGGUUACAUGGUAACGCCACUUAUGGUGAACUACGGGAAAAAUAAAUCAGAGAGAGUGUUACCGUUUAAUGUAUGGAUCGAUUUGCCUAUAAUAACCGUGUCACCUUAUUACGAAACGAUCACUGCGAUACAGAUGAUUAGCGUCUAUUACGUCGGUAUAUGUUACGUGUGUUUCGACAGUAUUUUGUGCAUUAUGAGCCUCCACGCAGCUGCACAAUUUCGUAUACUACGAUACGAAUUGAUGGACUUAACGUCCGAGACCUUGUCUGACGUAGACAAAGAGUCGUGGAAAUAUGUGAACGAAGUUAACAUGAAAUUAAAAUAUUAUAUACGAAAGCAUCAGAUGCUCAUAGCGUAUUGCGCGGAAUUGGAGAAUGUAUUUACACUUGUGAUAGGUGGCCAGGUGGUGUAUCUCGCUCUUGAACUAUGCAUGCUCGGAUAUCAGCUGGUCCUGAUGGAUACUCCAGCCUCGAGGAAUGUCACUUUGGCAAUGAACACAUUUGCCGCUCUCUGCCAGCUUUACAUGCUCACUUACAGUUGCGACUGUUUGAUAAGACAGAGCAACGGUGUAGGCGACGCAAUGUAUAUGAGCGGUUGGUCACCCCUGCCAAUGAACGACGUCGGGAGGGAUGUACGACGAAGCGCGGUAAUGAUCAUCUUGAGAGCUAGCAAGCCUUGUUUCUUAACGGCCAGCGGAUUCUUUCCUGUUUCCCUCGAAACUUACACGAAGGUUCUCAGUACGGCAAUGUCGUAUUUCACUCUGUUGAGAGAAUCGACCGAGGAAAAUGCAUAACAACUAUUUCUCGCUAGUACAUAUUAAUCCAUAUUCAUGUUAUGUAAAAAUAAAACAUAAUUUACUCAA